This is a messenger RNA of Cornus florida, 3378 nucleotides long. RefSeq names its product protein CHROMATIN REMODELING 24-like. NCBI's taxonomy places the organism in Eukaryota, Viridiplantae, Streptophyta, Magnoliopsida, Cornales, Cornaceae. The coding region runs from base 240 to 2495 and encodes 751 amino acids. The transcript is spliced from 22 exons. Gene Ontology annotation, molecular function: ATP-dependent chromatin remodeler activity; ATP binding; DNA translocase activity. The record is from RefSeq and is a predicted model, not a curated record.
UUGACCAAGGGAUCUCUCAUUUUCUUUCUCCGAAGACACGCGCUUUUCUCUCUCUCUCUCUCUCUCUCUACAGUCGAACUGCUUCUCUUUCUCUAAGAUCUCUCUCAGAGAUCAUCGUCCUUGCCCAACCAUCAAUCUGAUUUCGGUAUGCUCUCGGACCCUUGGCGAUUCCGAUCUAAUUCAGGCGAGUUCAAAGCCCUAGCAUCGCGCUAUUGAAGCCUUUAGCUUCAGCAGGAAAAAUGGCCGAGUUAAAAGGAAAAGGUCGGCGGGUACGGAAAGACAAGGAAACGGAAAAUGUUUUAGAUGACCGACAUGAGUUUCCUCGCGAAAUUACCGAAGGACUAUAUCCUCAUCAGGCUGAUGGAGUACGUUGGUUAUGGAAACUUCAUUGUACGGGCAGCGGAGGCAUCGUAGCUGAUGAUAUGGGUCUAGGAAAGACCAGAAUGAUAUGUUGCCAUAUCAAGGGACUAUUUAAUUGUAACAUGGCAAAGUGGGCAAUGGUGGUGGUGCCAAAAUCCCUUGUACCUCAUUGGAUUAAAGAGUUUUCAAGUGUGGAUUUUAGAGAGACAGUUAACCAGUAUUCUGGAAGUAUGCAUUGUAGAAAUCUCAAAGCCGUCAUUCAGGGCAAAGGUGUUAUUGUGACAACAUACACCUGUAUAAUAUAUAAUGCAGAAGCUUUGAGCAAAGUAAAAUGGGAUUGCCUGUUUCUUGAUGAGGCGCAUGAGGUUAAGAAUAUCAAGUCAGCAAAGGCGACAAGAUUGCUUGAAAUUCCUUGUGAUAUCCGCACGGCUGUCACUGGCACACCAAUCCAAAACAAUCUGAAUGAAUUAUGGUGCCUUUUCAAGAUUUGUCGUCCGAAGCUAUUUGGUGACUGGCAGACCUUUAGGGGCGAAUAUGUCAGAUACAUCUCUCGUGGACUGGAUAAAAAUGCCACAAAUCCUGAGAAGCGUUUGGGUAUUAAGGUUGCAACGGAAUUGAGGGAGACAAUUAAACCAUAUUUUCUACGUCGCAUGAAAAGCGAUGUAUUUUGCAAGGACAAAAUCCCAAAUGCUCCAGAGAAACACGACAUUAUCGUUUGGCUAAGAUUGACUACCUGCCAGCGUAAAAUGUAUCGAUGCUUUUUGGAAAGAAUGCACCAUUCGAAGCUUGGGGGCUCCCCGUUGGCUGCAAUGACUGUUAUGAUCGACAUAUGCAAUCAUCCAGACAUGCUGAAAGACUAUGAUGAAGCUGAUGUAUCUGAGCGGUUGACUAAUGCAGCUGAAUUUGUAGAAGAACUAGGGGUUGUGGAAAACACGAAGGCCCAAAAAUCUAGAUCUCCUAAAAGCAAGGAUGACAAAAAAUCUCCUGGAAAAAUGAUGGCCAAACACAUAAAUCAUGUUUGUCAAAAGUUGAACUGCGAAAAAAAGAAUGAGAAUGAUUCGUGCAAGCUAUCAUUCAUCUUAUCUUUGUUGGAUGCAUUAAUUCCCGAGGGGCAUAAUGUUCUUGUGUUUUCUCAGUCCCUGAAGAUGCUAAAUUUCAUUCAGGAGUCACUAGUAUCCAAGCCAUAUGAUUUCGCUCGUAUUGAUGGUCAGGUUAAACCAGAGGACCGAACAAAAAUUGUGGACGAUUUUCAACAUGGGAUUGGUGGUCCCAUCUUGUUGUUGUCGAGCAAAGUUGGUGGCUUGGGCCUAACACUAACAAAGGCAGAUAGGGUCAUUAUCGUGGACCCAGCUUGGAAUCCGAGUGUUGAUAAUCAAAGCGUUGAUCGAGCCUAUCGGAUUGGGCAAGAAAAUGAUGUUGUUGUAUAUAGAUUGGUGACAUGUGGGACAGUUGAGGAGAAGAUGUACCAGAAACAGGUACUAAAGGCCGGAUUAUUUAAAGCCACAACUGAAAAGAAACACAAUGUUCGGUACUUUAGUCAAAUGGAGUCCCAAGAGGUUUUCAAGCCCCCCAAACUGGGGUAUGAUUUUUCUGAUACUCAGCGGCGGUUGCAUAGCGAUGACGGCAAUCCGAAAUCAAUCGAUGAAAAUUUGAAAAAUCAUGUAGAGUUCCUGAAAACACUGAAUAUAGCUGGAGUGAGCUAUCAUAGUCUGUUGUAUUCCAAGAUAGCACCUACUCUAAUGGGAGAAGAAGAGCCUGAAAGGCUAAAAACAGCUAUUAGGAAUAAAAAGUCAACUUAUAAUGGCGAAGCUGACUGGGCUGUGCAUGCAAAGAAUCCGAAGGAUUGGAAGUCGUCUCUUGAUAACCUCCAGGACAAUAAUAAGGAAGGGAGCAGGUUGAAGGAGCUAAUUGAGCAGAGGGAUGCGCUCGAAGAUGAAAUGAAACAAUACCAGAAACUUCUUGCAAAUAAGGAUUUGGUCAGGACAACAGACGCAAAGAAAAGUAUUGUUGAUAAGAUUCGUGAACUCUUGAUGCAGCUUGGUGGUAUUCAGGGUGCUAUAGAAUAUAUCAAGGGCAAGUCCAAGUGCGACCUACAUACUUCAUUAAGAAAAAAGAUGGAUAAUGGACAGUCGUGAUGAACAUACGAAGGAGCGCCUUGAUGCAAUAUGUGAUGCGUUCAAGCUAUACCGUUGUCCCUGCAAAACAAUUUUUUUUUGGCAGAUUAGUAUUUUACAAAAUUUUGCCGUAAUUGUAUUUGGUUAAUUUCAGAUAUUUCUUGUUCUUAAAAACGUUUGGGAUGUAUAUGUAUGUAUAUAUAGACUGAUUGGCUUGGAAUCAGUUUACAAGAACAAGUACUUGAACGGCGGCAGAUCAGCAGUUACCAUUCCUGGCGGCCUCGGUUAGGUUGGAGCCAUUUGAUUGAGAUCAUAUAUCCUUGUCCUGUUUCUUUUUUUGUUGCUCUACAUUUCUCUCAUUUUUGUUUUCCUAUUGGGUCUACAAUGAACUUCCCUGGUUUGGCCUAAUUACAACUAAACAAGCGGUUUGACAUUUUUUGGCAAGGAUUCCCAAUGUCCAAUUUUAUGGGUGAAUUUACUCAUCUACCCUUAUUAUUAUAUUUAAAAAAUGUUCAUAAAUAUCUAAAAAUAACAAUUGACUGUUUUGCCCACUAACAGUUACCCAAUAAAAUAUUUAUAUAUUUUUUCAUUUUCUCACUGUUCCUCCUUCCUCUCCAUCACCAGUAUCCUCCACACCGCCAUCACCUUCUCCCCCCACAUCCCAAUAGAAUCAUGUAUGCAGUCCGUUUAGUUGCUCUCUGGUGUGUAGGAAGUAAUAUACGUGACUUCUAUUUUAGUCGUUGGAUUAUUUUCAAUGACUGAAAUUGAAAAUAAUUAUUUUAGUUGUUUUUGGUUUUUUAGGACUCUAAAAUAACUCAAUUUGAGUGUUUUAAAUAAAAUAAAAUACCUUAUAAUAAAGAGGUAUUAGUAAUGAAAAAAUUAAAUAAAUAUUUCUACCAAAAUC